Messenger RNA from Lineus longissimus, 2512 nucleotides. RefSeq names its product cerebellin-3-like. The transcript is spliced from 4 exons. Lineage: Eukaryota; Metazoa; Nemertea; Pilidiophora; Heteronemertea; Lineidae. Gene Ontology annotation, molecular function: protein binding. Bases 216 to 917 code for a protein of 233 amino acids. The record is from RefSeq and is a predicted model, not a curated record.
GUGUCUAAUCCUGAGCCGUGAAAAAGGCAGAGUUGCGCCGAUUAUAAAUGUCGAUCGCCUCACCAGGGGCUACAUGGUUCGCAUUGGCCGCUGCGUAAAUUUGGCUAUACGCCACUGCGAGGGAGGGUAAAGACCUCCAUUUAUUUUCGUUACGAGGACGAAUUUCAGUGAGUUUGGUUCUUCUGGUUGGCGGAUUAGAUCCACCUUGUCAUAAAAUGGCCGUUAUUUACCUAAAGGCAGUUGUUUUCUUCCUGUCCGCCACGACAAGUUGGAGCCUAAGAAACGAUGGUUGGAAUUUCGACAUCAAAUUCACAGGGUUUCGUUUUACAAACAUCAGCAAAUGCCGCGAGAAAAGUUUCAAAUCGGGGCUGUAUAUGACCAAGCUUGUCCUACCUUACGGUACCCAUGGGGAACGGACUAUGUGUCUUGGUAUCUACUACAAGAGGGUGGAGUUGAGGGAGACGGGACAGGAAAAGAGUCUACAAACUACUCAAGCUGCACCUAACCCGCCAAGAGUAGCGUUUUUCGUCGGUCUGAAGAAUCAUAUAAAAUACCUACCGAAAGAUCAUUCCAUACUCAAGUUUGAUGAAGUGAUAACUAACGAGGGCGGUGGGUAUAACGUUACCGCGGGGGCGUUCAUUACUCCCAUCGACGGCAUAUACAGUAUCACCGUGACCAUUUCUCCUUUCAUUGAUGAAUGCACAUAUAGGAGCGACAACACCAACACUGCGAUUGGAAUAAUGAAGAACGAUGAACGAAAAUACAAUGUUACUGUGUGCAAACAUGUUUGGGAUGCAUCUACGGUUCGUGUGUUGAUACCUUUGAAUGAGAGUGAUCGAAUUUGGUUGAAAGUUGAAAACAAUGCAUCUACAUUUUAUGGUGACUUGUAUACAACAUUUUCAGGGUUUAUUUUAUAAGCCAGGGGAAGUUGUGAAUCCGGAUUAGUGUGACGUUGAGGCUGUAGUGGAUGAGAAUGUGAAAAUCAUGAAACAAUAACAAUUGCUUCAGUUUUUCUGGCGCCAUUUUGAACUCAGGCCACAUCGUGAUGAAGCAUGCAUACCACGUGAUAGGGCAGGUUACUCGCAAAACAUAAUCAGUUUGAACUGAUCCGGAAGAAAUGCUAGUCCUAUACCUAGGAAUAGACGUCCUAAUCGCAAACGGCUUCCAUGAGAAAGAUGACUGAUGAGUUAUUCAGUGUUGGUCUGGUGUGGUGACUGGGGACUUGGAUUCCAGGGGGUCUUGUAUUUCUACCACAUCGGUUCAUCAGCAACAUUGACUGUGCGACGCGUUCAGAGGUGGAAACAUAUGAUUAAACUUUCUUUAAGGGCAAUCGAUCAAGUUUUCUGGGCGACAUUGAUUACAAUUACAUGUACGUUUUCACCAUUUUAUGUAAAAAUCUGCACAUUCUCCAGAAAGUACCGAACGAAUCCCGGCCGAUUCCGACUAUUUUAACCCAAUUUUGAUGGCAUGAAUUUGGUAUUUGUGGCAAUAUCUGAUCGGGAAAUAAAACUUCGAAAACUAGUGCAAUAGUUAGCCUACGCUAUGACCCGCAGAUAUCGUUGGUCGAAACCUACGGCUGCAAUGAAGAAGCAGACCUCCUUCACUCUACCAAUUUGACACGUAACAGGUGUUUUACGAGAGACUAUGUGAACUCUGUAAAGCCUCAUGCGAACAGAGUCCCAAGGGCGCAAAUUGGACGUCAUCUUUCCGGCCAAGAUAGAACAGAAGCUGUCACUUUGGGUUCACAUUCCAAAAACUGCUAACCAUGGCGUUACGUCCUAAUUGUUGCUUUAUCUCUAAUUGGAAACACAAUAGAUAACGCUAAAUUAGGAUAACGCCGAUGUAAGUAACUACAUUUUUUCUUGGAACAAUAAAAACAAGGAAUAAAACUGAUUCUGGUUUCUCUCUUCUGGGCCCGGCUGUUUAGAAUACGUUUUGUCACUCACGCUGGCGUUUACAUAAUAUGGCGUUAAGUCUGACUGACUUAAAACGAAGGAGAUAACGCCAAGUUAAGGUAACGCCAGCGUUAGUGACCCGCAACUUGGUUUUGAACAACCAGGCAAGAUGAACUACAUGUAUUUCCUGAAUGCCUAUAUUGGCCUGGGCGGAGACCUGACGUUGGCAUAUUUUACUCUCAUGUCACUCGUAUAAGGUCAUUAAAAUCUUGAAGCACACGCAGGAUGUGAUUGCCAAAUGCAGUGGUCGCAUCCUCUGCAUCCUCUCCCUUUUUCUUCUGCGUUCGCUGUCCUGUUCUGGUUACGAAUGCUGUCGUCUGUCUCAAAUACGGUCCUGGUUACAGUAUAGCUUGAUCUUGAUGCAGGUACCGGAUGGCCAGAAUUCCUCCUUCAGGGCAGCUUGUUUUGGGCAUUUUGUAAGAAUGUGUCGCGUGUCGAGGAAGAGUUUAUCGCCUGGCCAGGGGUUAUAUGCAGCGUUCGCACUGACCGCUGCAUAAAAGUAUUAAGAUGACUUGUGAAAUUUUAUCUCAGUUCGAUCACUUCAAGGUGUCGCACAA